CGUCAUAAAAUUAUUCAUUAUAUUUCUUAUUAAUGUCAGUUAUACGUGGCUGUGAAUGUAAGAAAUUUUGGUGAUAUAUACUGAAACAAAUAUUUUAAUAGAUGGCAUACCUCGUAUAUUUUAUAUAGUGAAAUAUUAAUUCAUUCGUCUUUAUAUUAAUAAUAGACAAAUUGAAAGAUUUUACUUUAUAAUAAAUAAAGUGAAAUUCAUUUUACGAGUGUUUCGUAAAUAUCAUUGGAAGAGAAACGUGUUUACGAGAGGUUAAAAACAUGCCGCAAGGAAGAAGAAAGAUUGCGUUUAGCGGUAAAGCAAAAAAACAACAGAUGCAAGCUAAAAAACAACGACAAAAUCAUCUUUUGAAUGCAGCACGAAAUAUAGAUGAUGAGGAUCAAUCUAGUUUAAUUGAUGAUAUAGAGUAUAAAAGAGGCAUACAAAAAAUAAACAAGCAACCACAAGACCGUAGAAACAAGUAUGCUCUUCAAUUUUUUAAAGAAUCGCAAGCAGAAUUGAGAAAGCGCAAGGAGGAAGCUAGAAACACUAUUCAUAUGAUUCCUUUUGUACAGCAAGAAGUUUCUGAUAAUUAUUUCCCACCAGAUAUAGAUAUUCCUAAGAGACCAUCUUGGGCUUAUGCUAUGUCAAAAGACCAAUUAGAAAUUAGAGAACAAAAAUAUUUUAAUGAAUAUCUACAAACUAUGGAAAAAUUAGAUGUUAGCUAUUUCGAGCUAAAUUUAGAAACUUGGAGACAACUGUGGAGAGUUUUAGAAAUGUCUGAUAUAUUAUUGAUCAUCGUUGAUAUUAGAUUUCCUGUUUUGAUGUUUCCUCCAUAUUUAUAUAACUAUAUAACAAAAGAAUUGAAAAAGGAUAUGAUACUAAUUCUCAAUAAGAUCGAUUUGGCACCCGCUUCUUUGGUAGUAGCUUGGAAAGAAUACUUUUCUACGCAUUAUCCGGAACUGCAUAUAUUAAUGUUUACGUCGUUUCCAACUUACAACUUAAGAGGGAAUACAAAUGAAAGUGAAGGUAUAAAGAAAAGACGUAGAAAAGGGAAAUUGAAGAUGGCAGCAGAAGGAGCUCUAAAAUUAUUACAAGCGUGUCAAGAUAUCGUUGGGGAUGAAGUGGAUUUAAGUUCUUGGAACGAAAAAAUUCAAGAGGAAAUGAACGUGGAAUAUGAUUUAGAUGAUAUAGAUAGAAAGGAUAAUGUUAUAAUUGAAAAACAAGAUGAUACAUACGUUGAACAUGUAAAAUAUAAAAAUGGUGUAUUGACUAUAGGUUGCAUUGGUACACCAAAUGUUGGGAAAUCAUCUUUAAUGAAUGCACUAAUGGGUAAAAAAGUCGUAAGCGUGUCUCGUACGCCUGGUCAUACAAAGCAUUUCCAAACUAUAUAUCUUACCAAAACGGUUUGUCUUUGUGAUUGUCCCGGUUUGGUAUUCCCAUCAACUGUUCCUAAACAACUUCAAAUUUUAAUGGGCUCAUUUCCAAUUGCUCAAGUCAGAGAACCGUAUACUAGUAUAAAAUUCAUAGCUGAACGAAUAAAUUUACCUAAAUUAUUAAGGAUACAACAUCAAAGUAACGACGAUUGCUGGUCUGCCAUGGACAUAUGCGACGGUUGGGCAGCAAAAAGAAAUUUCUACACGGCUAAAGCGUCGAGAUUAGAUACUUAUAGAGCAGCAAACUCUCUGUUAAGAAUGUCAUUAGAAGGAAGGAUUUGUGUUUAUGUAUACCCUCCAAAUUGGGUUGCAAGUAAAGAAAAUUGGGAACAACAUCCUGAAGUCGAGACAGUUAGAUGGAUUCAAGCUAGAAUUCAUGAAGAUGAUGUUGCUGAAUCCAUGAUUUCAUCGUCCGAAGACGAGGAGGAGGAGGAGGAAGAGAAGGAGCAAGAAGAAGAGCAGGAGAAUGAAGUUGCGAAAAGAAGAAGCGACGACGAGGUCAAUGGCAAAGAAAAAUCGGAAGAUUCUUCCAGCGAUUCAAUAGAUGAUAUACCGGUUAUAAAUAAUAAAUUUGAAGCAUUGUUGUCUACAGAAUUGUAAAAACUCGUACAACGAUGAUAUAUUUAAGAAAAUAUUUAGAGUCUGUUAAUUCCGUCUA
Messenger RNA from Vespula pensylvanica (western yellowjacket), 2082 nucleotides. It is a transcript of the gene Ns4, whose product is annotated as guanine nucleotide-binding protein-like 1. The record is from RefSeq and is a predicted model, not a curated record. The coding region runs from base 270 to 2024 and encodes 584 amino acids. The transcript has 5 exons. Gene Ontology annotation, molecular function: GTP binding; GTPase activity. NCBI's taxonomy places the organism in Eukaryota, Metazoa, Arthropoda, Insecta, Hymenoptera, Vespidae.